GGCGGGGCGUGUGACGUCUCCGCCGAAGCUUUGAGGUGUUUAUUGUUCGUUCCCGUCGAAGAGAGAGAAGGGCCAAGUCAGACCUAGUGAAAUCACCUGCGGUUACAUACGGUUUUAGGUCGCGAAGCCAUCUUAACACGGCCAAAGCAGGUUGACAUAUCACCGGUUGGCCAUGGCGUAUGCAUACCUCUUCAAAUACAUCAUUAUCGGAGAUACGGGUGUGGGGAAAUCAUGCCUAUUAUUACAGUUCACAGACAAGCGUUUUCAGCCUGUGCACGAUCUCACUAUUGGUGUAGAAUUUGGAGCACGAAUGAUCACUAUAGAUGGCAAACAGAUUAAGCUCCAAAUCUGGGAUACAGCUGGCCAGGAGUCCUUCCGCUCAAUCACCAGGUCUUACUACAGAGGAGCUGCUGGGGCUCUUCUCGUGUACGACAUCACAAGAAGGGACACCUUUAACCAUUUGACAACCUGGUUAGAAGAUGCUCGUCAACAUUCCAACUCCAAUAUGGUCAUCAUGCUCAUUGGAAAUAAAAGUGAUUUAGAGUCGCGGAGAGAGGUGAAGAAAGAGGAAGGAGAGGCGUUUGCCAGAGAGCAUGGUCUGAUCUUCAUGGAGACCUCAGCUAAGACGGCAUCAAAUGUGGAAGAGGCAUUUAUCAACACAGCUAAGGAGAUCUAUGAAAAGAUCCAGGAAGGUGUCUUUGAUAUAAACAAUGAGGCAAACGGGAUUAAGAUUGGACCCCAGCAUGCAGCCACCAACUCCUCGCUUGCAGGCGGACAGGGUGGACAGCAAGCCGGAGGGGGCUGUUGCUGAGUGCACCGCCCAUCCCUCCAACCCACUCUACUCCUCAUGUUUCUACUGGACUGGUCAUGCUCACUAACAUUUUCUUAAACCCCCACUGCCCAGCCCUCAAAUUCAAAUCGUGUACUAGAUGGCUGUUUAAAAUUAAAAAACAAACAAACAAAAAAAUGCAUACAAAAAAAAAAAAAAAACAACCAAAAAAAAGAGAGACCAGGUCCUUAAAUCCUGAGAAACUCCUGAACCCCAUUGUGGGCUACAGCAGACAUGAUUAUGGUUACUAAGUAGGCUAAACCCCAGGAGCUUUGGAACCCAUAUUCUUAAAUAUAUUCAUGUUUGUAUUUGAUUUUCUCAGACAGUUGUGGAUUUUCUUUUGUGCCCUUUUGACUUAGAGCUGAACUGUAUUAAACACUACAGAGUCAUCUAUAGUAUUUUAAUCGGUUUAAGUGGUUGAAUACUAUGAAAACCAUGGUGAACUCUUAGGUCAAAAUAAGAGAAACAUGGGCUUGUGAUGAAAGGAGCAGCCAUUAUCAAAGUGAAGAAGUUAAAAGAAGGAAGAAUAAAAAGCAGGACUGUUUUAAAUCUGUAUUUAUCAUUCACAUUCUGUAUAUAUAGUUAUCAUUUCUUGCUUUUGAUGUAUGUUGACUGAGCUAGAAUUCUGUAUUGAAUUUGCUUAAGUUCUAUACUGUAUGAAUAGACCUUGAAAAUGCAACAGUAUUGCAACAUUUCCAAACCUGCUUUGACACCAUUUUAAGGGUAACUUUUACUUUGUUAAUUUUAGUUUGGUCCUGCCAUCUUGCCUUUGCCCUCAUCUCUGUGCCCCUAAUUUGUUCUUGUGUAUAGAAACUUUGGCUCAAUAUUCUGUGUCUAUUUUAAUGCCAAAUUUGUGUUUACCUGUGUUCGAUCACAACUUCAGAAAUGGAUCACCUGUCCUCCACAACUAGAUCUGCUGUUUGCCUUAAAAAAAAAAAGGGAUGGCAAAAGGUUAUCAUGCUGCACAGGAUUCAUAAAAAAGACUACAUAUAAUUCACACAUGCGUACAUAUUAAAAUGCUAGUUUCACUUACAGUAGAUGGAUAUUGCCCUCAAGUGCAUACACACACUCAUGGUUAAAACUAUAUAUUCAUUCAAGAUGGAAUCUGUGUACGCAUAAACAUAUAUUUCCCUUUUCAAUCUUUUGUUCUCCAAUGCAGUCUGCUGUGUAAUGUCAUUACAGAUCCACAUUAAUUUAGAUGUCUGGUUGUGUAAAGGCUUGCUUUCUCUGGCAUUACAUUCUGUUAUGAUAGGUAUAUGGUGAACAUCUUGUCCGUUGUGAAAGGGGUGUGGUAAAAGCCAAACUGAAGUAACUUCGUGACCCUUGACUUUAUUUGCUGUGUUCUCAAAAUGAAAUGCUAUCACAAUAAAAUAUAAUAAACUCAUCAACUCUGGACUUA
Electrophorus electricus (electric eel) is the source of this 2228-nucleotide messenger RNA. RefSeq names its product RAB2A, member RAS oncogene family (gene rab2a). Gene Ontology annotation, molecular function: GTP binding; GTPase activity. The record is from RefSeq and is a predicted model, not a curated record. Lineage: Eukaryota; Metazoa; Chordata; Actinopteri; Gymnotiformes; Gymnotidae.